UUUGAUUUCAUUUUAUUGUACCAUAAUUGCUUAGAAUAUGAAUAUAUUUAUUUAAACAUUUGUUUCAGUUGAUACUCAUUUCAUACUUGGCGUCCGUAUCAUGACCAUAAACAUUGAAACUAAAUCGGAGCAUUCUCAGUUACACAAUGGGGUCAAAAGGGAAGUCUCCAUGGGUCGAGUACAACGGUGAUACACUUGGAGAUAGCGAGUUGAUUAUGCCCUACAUGGUUGAGAAAUGUGGGGUAAACCUCAGUACGGGCCUAACAGAGGAACAGACGGCCAUAGGCCGGGCCUUCCAGACUCUCGUCGAUGAACGCAUGUAUUGGCUAGUUUUGUUAGAAAGAUGGGUGUUCCACAAAUCAGAGAUGUCUGGCACUCUUACCAAACUUCCCGCCAUUUUAAUAUGGCAUAUCAGCCGGAAAACUAAGAAUAUGGCGUAUGCACAGGGCCUUGGCAGACAUACGCAAUCCGAAAUUGAAACAUUGCUUGAGAAAGAUUUGAAAGCAUUAUCGGAUUAUUUAGGUGACAAGAAAUAUUUUCUCGGUGAAGAGCCUAGAGAGGUCGAUUGUGCAGUGUUUGGGCAGCUGUGUCAAGUCCGUUAUCAUGUGCCAAACAGUGUCAAAGCAAGAACAUAUCUACAAGAAUCCCUUCCAAAUCUCACUGCUUAUAUAGACAGAAUUAUUGAGAAAUUUUGGCCAGAUUGGAAGGAAUGUAUGACAAAUGGAUUUACGAAAGAGGCAACAAAAUAGAAUGACACUUAUAUUUGAAUUUUGUAUGCGCGCUUGCCUUGAAAAAGCUGAUAUCAUGUAUUUCUGGUGUCAGUCAAACAACGACAGAGAUGGUAUUAAAUGUUGAUCUUAAUCAGGUCUAAGAACGACCUAGCUAUUCAUUCAUGGUCCACCAUUCGCGCGGUUCUACUUUUGAGACAAACUGGUAUAAUGUUUACUCGCUCGUUUUUCCGGGAUCAGCAAAACUGUCUGCAAAGGAAUUGAUUGAAAACCACAAAACUACAGUACGAACUUUAAAAACGCAGAUUAUGCAGAAAUGUAUUAUUUGCAGGCUUACAUUGUGAUCAAUCAAUAUUGUGGCAAUAUAAACUGUAAAUAUGCUAAUUGUAUGUACUUAACGUGUGCUUUAGGUUGCAACAAGAUUGAACUAUAGAUAAUAAGGUGAAGUUGUAACUCUUAAUAUACAUAAGUGAGCCACAAGUACUUUGUGAGUUGUUUUGUAUUGGUGUGUCAAGCAAGGAAGAUAACCCAGGUUUUCGCGAUCUGUUUUUACUAUUACAGUUGUUGUUCCUUACAGAAUGUUCCAUAUUAUGAUUUGUAUGUAACUGUAGCAAUUCUCUUUACAAAAUGCUGUAACUGUUGUGUUUUUUGUGAUCUGUAUGGUAAUGUAAUAUUAAAUGAUCAUCGUGGCAAUAUGUGAAAGGUAUGUGUUUGGUAUUUUAUUAAACAAAAUGCUUUGAAAUAUUUAUAUCGAAAUAUGUAAUAUAGUUACCCAGGUAAGGAUAAAUUUUGUUGGUGAUUGUUCAGUUUUGUAAGAAGAAUGUACCUCAAUAAAUUAUUAUUCAAAUGUUAGAUUUUUCAAACGGUUACUGAAUAA
Mya arenaria is the source of this 1605-nucleotide messenger RNA. RefSeq names its product failed axon connections homolog. The coding region runs from base 147 to 749 and encodes 200 amino acids. Gene Ontology annotation, cellular component: cytoplasm. Lineage: Eukaryota; Metazoa; Mollusca; Bivalvia; Myida; Myidae. The record is from RefSeq and is a predicted model, not a curated record. The transcript has 6 exons.